AUGGUUUGUGAAAAACUUCUUUUGGGUACGGUUACCAACACUCCCUCUCUUCCCUCUAUUAACUUCUCCACAACUCCUCGGUUUCCUCCAUCAUCUUUACUGCUUCUCUUCCCUCAAAAGCCUGAAACUAACCAAAUAAGGAAGAAAACCAUUGCUAAAAGGCCUCCUCAUGAAAAAGUUUACAAGCUUCCCACAAAACCUUCAACUCGCUCCCAAGACCAAACCUUCACUCCCUCUCCUUCUCCUCCUACCUCACCUCCUCGGACUGAUCCUAUGGCAUGCACUAAAAACCCAUCUAGGGUUCCAUCUUCAGCCAAGCCAACUCCUCCUCAAAAGGAACCUCCUUCAAGGCCUGGAUCAUCAAAGCCGAGUUCUUCAAAAGGGAAAAGACCAGCAGCGCCUGAACCUACCUCUGAGCCCCAUCAACCCAAGUCGAGGUCUGUUCCAUUACGUUCUCAGUGA
Molecule: messenger RNA, 462 nt
Organism: Arachis ipaensis
Lineage: Eukaryota; Viridiplantae; Streptophyta; Magnoliopsida; Fabales; Fabaceae
Source: RefSeq, a predicted model, not a curated record